AUGUCGCGAUCCAUGGAUUCGAAGACCAAUAAGUUCAUGGAAUUUGUAGAUGGGACAUUGCAUCGUCGUCAGGAAAAUAUCCAAAGGCUCUUAAUCUGCUGGGAUAAACAUUUGAAUGAAGAACGGCUCAAUUCAUGGAUCACCAGUGCUGUAAGGCAUAACGUUCAACAAGUUCGUUUAAAUUUAACUCAGGAUGAACCGCUCAGUAUCACCCUGUCUCUUUUUACUUGUGAAUCACUAGUUUCCUUGAGUAUAUCCGCUGAUGUCCGCUUUCCUAACUAUAUCUCUCUUCCAAAACUCAAGCGUCUUGAGCUUGAGGGUGUUGAAUUCAGCGAUGAAAACUGGAAUGAGAAUCACUUUUCCGAUUGCCCAGCCCUUGAAAUAAUCAGAAUGGAAAAUUGCAUUUGGGUCCAUAUGCCAUAUUUCUGUAUUUCAACUCCUACACUGAAAAGCUUUAACAUUGCUAAUUGGGAUGACCAAUGGUUACCGCGUGGAGAGGAUGACGGGUUAGGAGAAUCUGGAGUCUUUUUAUUACAAUGGUAG
Molecule: messenger RNA, 543 nt
Organism: Papaver somniferum (opium poppy)
Lineage: Eukaryota; Viridiplantae; Streptophyta; Magnoliopsida; Ranunculales; Papaveraceae
Product: F-box/FBD/LRR-repeat protein At1g78750-like
Exons: 1
Coding region: 1-543 (180 amino acids)
Source: RefSeq, a predicted model, not a curated record